AUGGGAGCCAAAUUUUGCCAUUGCGCCAUUACUAUCAUCGUUGCCUUGUCUCAAUGGCCACUUGUAAUAAUUGCAUCUUGCCAAGAUAGCUACUAUGAUGACAAUCUCCAUAUGACGACUAACAUUAAUUUGGAACAUCUAUUGCCUGAUAAUGCAUGUCGGAACUUCAUUCCAUAUGGAACAAGAGUUCUCUCUCUCUCUCUCUCUCUCCGUUCUCUUCAAAGCCCUCCUAAAACCCAGCUCACCUCUCCGUGCUCGCGUCAAUGGCGGAUUCCUGGGCCUGCACGAGCCACCUCCGUCUCCGCACGGCCUCCCUCCCUCCUCUUUCUCCGACCUCUCGUCCCCAUCACCUCGUCCCCAGCUUCUCCUUCAGCAUCUCCCGCCGUUCGCCCGGACGCGCGCUCGUCCACCCGCCUCCCCUCACGCGCCGCCGCCCUGCCGCCGCUCCGAUGCCGGCCCGAAAGACUCCACGUUUCGCCGAAAGCCGCCAAAUUGAGCCUGCCCACGAUCCCCUCAGACGACGGCGGGCGUAAAGCCCGCGCCUUGCUCUCGCCCGCCGCGAGAUUCCUCCGGUUCUUGUCCGGAAAGCUGGUGAUUUGUCUUCUGGGUUCGUUCGUUUUCGUGGGGUUCGUCCAUUCGAAGCCGGGUCUCGCGCUGUCUCCUCCAGCGAGCGAGGCUAGCCCCCAGACGGGGGAUGCGCGGGAGGAGGAUGGCGAUGAGGAGGAGAUGAGCGAGAGGCUCUUGGAGACGGACCCGACGAAUGUGGAGGCGCUGAAGGUGGUCUUGUAUGGGAAGAUGAGGAGAGGGAAGACCAAGGAGGCGGUGAAGUACGUGCAGAGGCUGGCGGAUGCGGAGCCGGACGAGGUUGAGUGGAAGCUUUUGCUUGCUCUGUGUCAUGAGACGAUGGGUCAGAUCAGCACUGCGAAGAGGCUGUUCAGGGAAAUCUUGGAAGAGACGCCUCUUAUGCUCAGGGCCUUGCACGGUCUGGCCAUGGUGAUGCAUAAGAACCAAGAAGGGCCGGCUAUCUUUGAGAUGCUAAAUAAGGCUCUUGAAUUAGCCCGUCGUGAAAAUAGAGUCACUGAAGAUCGAGAUAUCAGGAUUUUAAUUGCUCAAAUGCAUGUUGUAGUGGGGAACCUGAAUGCGGCAUUGAAAGAUUUUCAAGAUCUAGUUAGUGACAAUCCUCGAGAUUUUCGGCCUUAUCUUUGUCAGGGGAUAAUAUAUAGUCUGUUGGACAAGAAGAAGGAAGCCCAAGAACAACUCGAGACGUAUCGAAGCCUUGUACCUGAGGAAUUUCCACAAAGAGGAUUUCUUGACGAUGUUGUUUUGGCAGCAAAAUCGGCAACAUGGGAACAACUUCAGAAGGAGUUCAAAGCUGAACUUAGAAGUGAAAGAUCAUCUGGGUAGAAUUUGACAUUAUCAGCUGAUAUAUUCAGUUACAAACCUCAAACGGAGAGUAGAAAUUAGCUUCCUCAGGGCAAUGUAUACUAUAGAAUUAGUCCACAGCUGACUAAAAUGGCCGGAGAUUACAUAGAGGUUGAGGAGUGGAAGCUAGGUUUUUCUUCACCGCUGAAAGAGAAACGAAAAAUGAAAAGGCAGAUUGGAACAAAGUAGGUCAUUGAAUUCUUCUGUCAAAAUUCCAGGCAUUGUGGCUUUUAUAAAUGGAAUACUACAGAUUCUUCAUUUUUUAAA
This is a messenger RNA of Eucalyptus grandis, 1689 nucleotides long. Its product is annotated as protein SLOW GREEN 1, chloroplastic. Lineage: Eukaryota; Viridiplantae; Streptophyta; Magnoliopsida; Myrtales; Myrtaceae. The transcript is spliced from 5 exons. The record is from RefSeq and is a predicted model, not a curated record. Gene Ontology annotation, molecular function: protein binding. The coding region runs from base 1 to 1404 and encodes 467 amino acids.